AUGUCGUUUAAUCAUAAACCAGCUUCAUUAAUAUCUUUUAACCAUCAACCAUCAUUUCAAGUCUAUCGAUAUCCGAAUAGUAAUAAUAAUGAUGGUAUGAGAUGCGAUUACCAAAACGAACCGCAAUACAAUUAUUAUAAUAACAAGUAUCGAAAUGAUAAUUAUUUUUCGAAUUCAUCCUAUUAUCAGUAUAAUCAUAAUUUAGAAUAUUCGAACGCAAACUGUAAUUACACAAACUUUUCAAAUAUUUCGAAUAAUCAAAACUCGUAUUUAACAUCGUCACCGGUGUCAUCGUCGUCCUAUAAUUCUUCAUCAUAUAAUUGGCAGAAGUCUCAAACAGAAAAAAACUAUUCACAAAAGGGAGCUCCGCGUCAUCCAAAAUAUGAUCGAAAUAACCCAUUUCAUUUUACUUCACAAGCUGUUACUACCACGGAUACACGACGACAACCAAAGAAAAAUGAUUCAAGAAUAAAAACUAAGGCAAAACGUUUGCGUGAAUUAGCCAAACUAAAAAAACACACGAUAACACCAUCUAUACUAAAUACAGCAACAAAUCCACUUGAAUCAUGGAAAAAAUCAGUAAAAAAAACAAAUAUCAAUGAAGGACUAGAACAAAAAUCACAAUAUUUAGAAACAAUGUUACGCUUAAAACAGAAAUCAUCCAUAUCAUCGUCAACAUUUGAUCGAACAAGAUUUGCUGAUGAUGAAACAUUAACAAAUACGACGGGAGUGACUAACACAUCAGUUGAGACAUUAACACAAUUAGAGUUAAUCAAUAAUAUACAUGAACACUCAGAUCUCGCUAGAAUAGAAAACUUUUUAUUUAACAAUACUAAUGAAAUGGCCACUCAGCCACCACCGCCACUACAACAGGAACAAAUGCCAUUAUCAUCGACGGUUGUAAUCAAUGUCGAACAUCAUGAAACUAAACAAAAGGAAAUUGUAAGAAAACCCGGUCAAGGCUUUCUUAUUGAUUGUGAUGAAGAUGAUGUAGAAGAACAACAGGAACCGUCAAACUCUGAGGAAUUAAAUGAGGAUCAACUCGAGCGAAUAUUAUCAGAUUCAGUGUUAACUGUUCCAGACACCAAUCCAAUAUUCAAAAAGAAAUUGAAAAAGAAGAAAAAAUUGCUUAUACGAAGUAAAAAUGAACCAGAAAAGAAAAAGAAAAAAGAGCAAAUAGCUACCGAAGAAGAAUCAUUAUCAAAUUGGAUAGUCGAAUUUCCCACUACAUCAACGACAGAUGAUCAUUCGGUAACUACUACUACUGCUACCACUACUACUACUACUGCAGCUGAUAUGGAACUUUUGAACAGCAUGCUUGACUAUGAUAAUUCUUCUACAAAUGUUCAUUUUCAACUAUUAUCAUCCAAUGAGAAAUUAAACCGUCCUCAUGUCGACAUGAUAUUGACUAUGAUUAAGGAUCAACAAGAACAACUAAAAAAACUACGAUCAUGUGUUAUGAUGGCAUUAGGUAUUUCACCUAAUUCUAGUCGAAAAUCAGCAACAUCAUCAACAACUAAAAAAAUAAAUUCAUCAGAUAUUAGUGAAGAUCUGAUUAAAACAUUUUUGAGUGCGCAGCAAACCUUUGGAUGUUGGCUAUGUUCAGGAAAAACAUUUAGUGAAAUGAGUGUACAAACAGAUUGA
Molecule: messenger RNA, 1644 nt
Organism: Didymodactylos carnosus
Lineage: Eukaryota; Metazoa; Rotifera; Eurotatoria; Philodinida; Philodinidae
Source: the annotation of a GenBank genome assembly